Molecule: messenger RNA, 3327 nt
Organism: Sebastes umbrosus (honeycomb rockfish)
Lineage: Eukaryota; Metazoa; Chordata; Actinopteri; Perciformes; Sebastidae
Product: progestin and adipoQ receptor family member 3-like
Exons: 7
Coding region: 222-1169 (315 amino acids)
Cellular component (GO): membrane
Molecular function (GO): signaling receptor activity
Source: RefSeq, a predicted model, not a curated record
CCAAUAAACCUUAAAGAAGAAGAAGAAGAAGAAGAAUAGGAAAGAGAUGUAUGUGUAUGUGUUUUGUUUGUUUUCUUUAACUAAACUGUGAUUGUUUUUAACGCAAUGCUAGCUUAAUAGUCAUUAGGAUAUGGCUGAAUUGCCUGAACAAGGACAUCGACGGUCGGACUGCGACUAAAGCCUUUAACCUUCCACAGGCUUGAUCAGGAGCUGAUGACAAGAUGUUGCUGAAGAUGCCCCAGAAGUUGCUUAAGACUGCCCACUACAUAGAGCUGGGCAGCUACCAGCGCUGGCCGGUGCUGAUACCCCAGAGGAUCAGACUGUACACCUACGAACAAAUCCCCCUCUUUCUCAAAGAAAACCCCUACAUCACAGACGGCUACAGGGCCCACCUGCCCUCCAAACUCUGCCUGAGGAGUAUUUUCAUGCUGUCCAAUGAAACUGUGAAUAUCUGGAGCCACCUUCUGGGUUUCCUACUCUUCUUCACUCUGGGGGUCAACGACCUCUCCUCAGUACUGCCAGCCUCUGGAGCCAAAAGAGAGGACUACGUCAUCUACGGUAUAGGGCUGUUCUGCUUCCAGGUGUGCAUGUUGUGUUCUGUGGGGUACCACCUGUUCUCGUGCCACCGAUCAGAGAAGACCUCCCGUCGCUGGCUCGCGUUGGACUACGCAGGCAUCUCUGUCGGCAUCCUGGGCUGUUAUGUACCCGGGAUCUUCUACGCUUUCUACUGUAACGCCUUUUGGCGACAGGUCUACCUGAUGACGGUGCUGUCCAUGAUCCUGGCCGUCUUCUGCGCUCAGGUCCACCCUCGUUACCUCAGCAACGACUGGCGACGGAUACGGAUGGCGAUCUUCUGCUGUGUGGCCGGCAUCAGUGUGAUUCCUGCGUGUCACUGGGUCUGGCUCAACGGAGGAACCACCACUGACGUUGUACAGCUCUUCCUGCCUCGUGUGAUGGUGAUGUACCUGAUAGCUGGAUUUGCCUUCCUGUUCUACGUCACCAAGAUCCCUGAACGCUAUUUCCCUGGCCAGUUGAACUACCUGGGCGCCAGCCACCAGGUGUGGCACAUACUGGUGGUGGUGAUGUUUUACUGGUGGCAUCAGACAGCUGAACACAUCAUGCACUUCAGGCACAGCCAGACCUGCCCGACCCGGACCAGCAGCAGCUAAGUCGAACUGAUCAAAUAAUGUGACGGAAAGGCAAUCGGUUGCAGGCUAACAGCUGUAAUUGUUAGUAGACAUCAGUUAAACUCAUUAUGUUAAUAUUCAAACACUUCUUACCAGUUAGCUGCUGGUUAGAAGUUGCUGCCUAAAUAUUUUUCAACCACUAACUACGAGAAGCUCCUGACUACUAGCUGCUGAGGUGUAAAACGGAGACUGUGAUGGUAGCUAGUAGCUUUCACUGAGCCGUUGGUUACUGUUUGGCUGCCGUUAAAGGCCAGUAUAUAAGUCUACUGUCUCCAACAGUAGAUAUCAGCUAAGUCUGGCUGGAUGCGACUGUAAAUCUUAACCACCAUAACCAUUAAGAGCGAUGCAUGAAGCAGGAAUUUAAAGUCAUUUGUAGACAGACUAAGGUUUGGUGUUUUUAAUUGGUGAUCAUUUUAUCUCAUGAUUGUGAUUUUUCUUUGUACAGAAGUAUUGAAAAAAGUAUCUAUAAGGAUUCUUUUGAAUCAAACAUAAUCUAUGUGAACAAAGACUGUUUUUGCAUCUAAUUUAGUUUUUUUGUGUGUCAGUUCCUACAAGAUUAGAGUGUAUGAAAUGUGGAAAGCACAGAACAAAAAUGUGACAGCUGGAAAUUCAACAUGUGAACUACCUGCCUCUGGUAGAAAUAAUGAUGCCUCAAGCAUUUGAAGCUAUCGAACAAAUAGUUGAAAGUCAAUCAACGGUCAGUCUGCAAUAUGGGAGCCAUAUUUAGGCCACGGUGCAUUGUUUUCUUCGCACUGCUUGAUUUUUUUUUUUUUUUUUUGUAUGUACUGUUUUGUGUAUGGACACAAAUAAGAUGCCAGUUAAAAAAGAAAAUGAAUAUCCCUCUACAUUGGCCAAAGCCAGUAUGUUAGUUAUUUUUUAUAUCCGCCUCAAUCCCAGAGCAACAGAGUUAAUCAACAUGUUGUACAAUGACCUCCUUUGCUAUAAUCGUCAUUAUGAGAGCAUUGGAUUUAAUCUUUUCACUAAAACAGGAUGUGUUAUCACAAGGCAAGUGAUGAAAUAAGCCUUGAUUAUCUCCACCGCACAUCAGUCUCCUGACACCAUGUGGAGUCACCAAUGUGUUGAGUUUUCCUAAUUUGCCCACUCCACUCCUUUCACCUGUAGAAAAGAAGUGUAUACACAAUUAUAUAAAGGGGUUAUUAACUUAAAUUUGAUGAAAAAUACAAUUCUGGCCAGUAGACUUAAUUGACUGAGAUUUCCAAUGAGUCCGUACCAUAUAGACGAAUCUGGGGAAAUACCGGAAGUAACCAAGUCACCAUUACUGCGGUGGCAUUUCCCGCCAAUACGCGCACAUUUGAAUGCAAGCUGUCCUAAGAAGUGUACAAUUUUCUACUUUUGCCUUUACUUUCUGUGUAAUGUUACUUUUGGCAACGAUGUCUAGGAGUUCGGGAAGAACCUGAGCCGUUCUCAGCUGCCUAACAUUAGCCUGACAUGGUGAAACAAGUAACGUCAGCUAAUUUAACACUGCUUAGCUAGCGUAGCUAACGUUAGGCUGACAUGGUGAAACAAGUAACGUCAGCUAAGUAACACUGCUUAGCUAACGUAGCUAACGUUAGGCUGACACGGUGAAACAAGUAACGCCAGCUAAGUUAACACUCAUUAGCUAGCAUAAGCUAACGACGUUAGUGGGCUGAGACACUGUCUAGGGGCUGUGGUGGUCCCACAGAAUAAUUUAACUCAAAUCAACUAACUGUGGCGUUAUUGUGGAAUAUUAAACUUAGUUGUUCUAACCAGGGCAACAUAAUGACCACAAAGUAAACAUUGUUAAUCAGUCGGCAUCACAAACAGAACUCGUACAAAGAUUGUCAGCCGAAUGCGUCGUGGUCGCUCAUAGUAACCGCCGUUGUUGAAAACAUGAACAGAGCAUGUACGUGUCCUUGUAAAAGCCUACAAUUUGACUUUAAUACAUUUUAAAUACAUAGCCUACUCAUCUGUGUUUAUUAUCUACGCCGAACACAAGCAACGACGGACGCUUUUGGCUCAAAGUCACCAGUUAACGCGGUUAGCACACAGUAGAGUCACUUCGACUUCCCACCGCAGUAAUGGCGGCGCCGCUAGAUUGUGGGCAACACACAAAGCGCUCGCCGAAUUUCGUCUAUUGAUAGUUCAUCCAAAUUGCAAC